AUGGCCAUUGGCACUGCUUACAGCCAAGCCUGUGGGGGUCAUGGUGCCUUGUGCGUGGGGAAAGGGACGAAUCCUUGCUGUGACUGUGAUACAACAAAUGGCUACGCUCUGGCUUGCAAGCGUCUGAAGUUAUCCAAGCGCAUGCGUAUAGUGGCACUCGUUAUGCAAAGGGCCAUCAACGUAGUCGACAAGAUUCAUCGCAUGAACUACAGCGCAGUGCGAUCGGUGAAGAAACGUGCUGAUAAUGUAGAUCGAUACCUCCCCCUCGACCUCAGCGGCACUCCACUGUUAUUACAGCACGACCCCCUCAGAACACGACAGUUCAAGGUAAACUUCUCUCUCUAUGAAUUUCCUCAGCCAUUAGCAGUCAAAUAUAUUACUCCCACCCUCAACGCCCCAAUAAUAGCAAUCUAG
This is a messenger RNA of Plenodomus lingam JN3, 414 nucleotides long. NCBI's taxonomy places the organism in Eukaryota, Fungi, Ascomycota, Dothideomycetes, Pleosporales, Leptosphaeriaceae. The record is from RefSeq and is a predicted model, not a curated record.